CCUCCCCCUCCUGGUAGGUGGGGUCUCUGUUCUGCAUCAUCAUGCCCUCAGCUCUGCUGCUCCUCUAAAAGAAGGGAAGAAAAUCUAGCUGGUGUCUGUUGCAGCUGCUUUUCUUUCAUACUCUGCAGACUUACUUGUGGUUCCUAAUCUUGGAGUCAAGUGCUCUGUUGGAAAAAUAAGAUCUUGUAUCUACCAAUCAGAAAGCAACACCGGUCUCAGCCUUGAUGGAGGAAAAGCUGAGUGGUGACGUGACAAAACAAAGGAAAAUGUCCAGAUGACAGCAGGUGAUACAUUCCCACUAUGCUGACAUAGCUGGUCAACGGACAGCUCAAGAACACGCCCUUCCUCCUUGCUGCUGAACACCCAUAGUGCAGAGAUGAUUGUUAGGAGGAAGGCUUGUGUUGCCUUGGUGAUCACUGCCAUCCUCUUCCUCAUGAUUGCCAGCCAGAGCAUUCAGAGGAGGUAUUUCCUGUUUCAGCCUGCAGCUCCGCCCAGAGGCCAAAGUGCACCCAGUGGCAGGAUGACAGCAGCUGAUUUCACAGGCCCAAUUUCAGGUCAGGCACCUCCUUACCUGAAACCUGAACAGAUUCCCCUUGGUCCCACUGAGGAAGAGAUGGUUGAGGAAGAGAUGGUUGAGGAAGAAAAUGACGAGGAAGAAAAUGACGAGGAGGAGGACGAGAUGGUGAUUCAGGAGCAGCAUAUGAAAAACACAAAGCUGUGUGGCUGCUCCGAUGCCUGUAUUUCCGACAACAAUGGGUCUGAAUGGUUCAGCCAGCGCUACGACGCUAAACAGCAGCCCAUCCUCAAAGACACCGGCAAUAAUUUGGACUCUGAUGCACUUCAGUGGUGGCUGAGUCUUCAACGGGCCGGUAAUGACCAGUCCUUAGAGGAAGUGAUCUCAAAGAUGUUCCAGGUCAUAUCCCCACCCUCUAUAGAUUUGGAGCCCGUGCCCUCACGUUGCCGUAGUUGUGCAGUGGUUGGGAACUCUGGCAACUUGCGGCAUUCUGGACACGGCGCACUCAUUGAUUCUCAUGGCUUCGUGUUCCGGAUGAACAGGGCGGUGACUAAAGGGUUUGAGGAAGAUGUCGGCCGUCGUACGACGCAUCACAUACUGUACCCAGAGAGCGCAGUGGACAUCGGUAAUGGUAUCAGCCUCGUCCUGCUGCCAUUCAAACUGAGAGACCUGGAGUGGCUGACCAGCGCGCUGUCCACCGGAACAGUCAAAAUGACCUACAUGAGGGUUAAAGAGAGAGUGCAGGCUGAUAAAGACAAGGUUCUUGUGGUGAACCCAGCGUUCUUUAAGUAUGUUCAUGAACGUUGGACUGAGUCUCAUGGUCGCUACCCGUCCACCGGCAUGCUGGCCAUCAUCUUUGCUCUGCAUGUCUGUGACCAGGUCUCAGUGUUUGGUUAUGGUGCUGACAAACAAGGAAACUGGCAUCAUUACUGGGAGAAGAAUCAGUUUGCCGGAGCCUUCAAGAAGACCGGCGUCCACAGCGCCGAUUUUGAGAAUCAGAUCAUCAAACAGCUUGCCAAUGAAGGCAAGAUCACUCUACACCUCAACACAACCACAUCUGUGCAGACAGAACUAGUCACCAACGACAGACUGGUACAUAAACUCGACUGACCUCUACCUGGCUGAUCGUCAACACACCUGGCUGUCCUCUGGCACUCAAAAACCAAAUCUGAGCCAGUUUUUAGACCAUAUAUUUGUUGUUUUGGAUAGAAAUGAGACUCCUGCACUUUUUUCUGCUAGUCACCACAACUGCCUUGAGUCAGACAUCCAGGCAUGCUGGAUUAAUGAAUGUUGUUAGGCUUUUUCAGACAGCUGAAUUACCUGUGGACACAUCUGUGAGGCUUAUCUAAUUUAGAGAUCCCCUGCCUCUUCCAAUGUUUGCUGCCUGAAAUAAGUUCAAGCUCAACUCAAAAAAAAAUCAGUCUGUUUUUCUAGACCUUAAACCAACUUUCCUGACGUGUGCGACUGCUGGGAUAAACCACAAAGACCUUAGCUGUGAGCUGGAAACAACCACAGACUUUAUUUUCUCUUAUCUUUGUUUUUAUUGGAUUUUAUAGGUACACAGGGAUAACCUUUCUUUUUCUUCUUCUUCUUUUUUAAUAAAAGCACUUUUUCCUUAAGAAGAAAUGGUGGAAUGAGGUCAAGUGAGGAAGUGUUCACUUGGCCACAUAAGAUUUUCUGCAUUGUAUAUCAUUUAUAAUCCAUCCAUUUUAUUUUAUCUUAAUUUUAACACAAACCGUCCUGGCCUAGAAGAUCAUGACAAACUUUUUAAGCUUUGUUACUUCUGCAUUUUCAGAAUGUAAACCAAUGAUACGUGGAACUUCCUGUCCUGUUUGGUUCUCAGCCUGUGUGAUUCAGCAGUCUGCAGCAGUCUCAAGGUUUGCAGCUGAUUUAAUCUAAAAUGGGAAGAUAUCAUGAUAUUAGUUUGGUUUCGUUUUCUAAUCAAUGCACAUUAGCCCCUGUUGUAUCCAACCUUCAUGGGAGUAGUAAAGUCAGGAGAACCAGUCCUUCUGUUUCACAUCAAUACAAAAAUACUUAAAAUGUGGUGAUACUUUACAUGAACUGAAAUGUUCUGGCUAAAGUGUGACUUAUAAUCUUAUAAACUUAAGCUUAGUUAGGGCUGGAAAACCUUAAGGUUUUGGUUUAAAUAGAUUUCACCAGCUAGAAAGCCAUGAAGACUUCUCACGUGUGGUGAAAAAAAAAACAGAAAUAGGGAGAUUGGAAAUAUAAGAGGUGAUAUUGGCACGUCACAGGUAAUAUCAAUGUCAGUGUACAUGUCAGAUGCACUCCAAUAUGAAAACUUGUGUGUAAUGUGUACUCAGAAUGAAAGGUGAGCGUGACGACCUUUAUGCUCUCCAAGUUCAGUUCCAGGAUGUUAAUUUUGCUUAGUCUAACAUAGCUUGUAACUUGAGCUAGGUGCACCUCGUGAUGAUUAUUAUUAAAUAAACUCAGCAAAAAGCAUGUAAAUUCAGUGUCAGUAUAAACUACCAAUCUUCUUCAGAUAUGAUUCGGUUACUGUUGAACUUCAUGGGAAGAUGUCUUUUAGUUCGUAAACAAAGCUCAGCAAAUUAAGCUGAAAAAGAAGACCACACACAACUUUAAAGAUUUAUUAAACAAAACCUGAAAAGGACAAAGUCGCUCUGCAGCAUCACCUGUGUGCGCUGUGGGCAGAUGAGUAGAUGAUGUAGCUCAGUUUCACUUGAUGUAAAACAACCAAAAAUUUCACAGCAUGUAGAUGGCUGUCAGCCCAGUACUGUGAAUGUACAAAUACCAGGUACAGAUUGUGUGAAAUGACUUUAACCACCAAGAGCAGUUUGGGAACAUUCUCACCCUUUUUUUGGGGGGGGGGGGUCUGAAGGUGAAACCACACACUUCCUUUUUUUAAAGCUACUUUGAAGCUUUUUUGGGGGGUGAGAGGGAGGAGGGCUAUGUUACCCGCUGAUGUUUGCAAGCCUGGUUAGUAACUAGACUUUAUAUUAGUGCUAAGCAACAGACUGAGAAACAAAAAUACACAAACUUUUGCUCACCAAAAUUGGACCACAGACGUUGUGUGUUGCCUGAUAGUAAAACUAAUGACACAUCAGGCCGUGUUAUUAGUCGAAUUAGGCGGUUACAACUGCCUACAUGUGAAUUUAUUCAAUUUUGAAGCCAGCCUAAAGUGGCCUUUAGAGAAAAGCCUGUCGACUUUGGGUUUCCUUCUUGACAUUAAGUAAGAAAUUCUAUAUUAGUAGCAGUCGUCAUAGUAGUAUGAGUAGUUCCUCCUUGAGAACAUGUGGGUUUUGUGGUUUUUCUAAAGAUUAGGGAAAAGGAACACGGCAGCGUUGAAUAACAAGCAUGUCGACACAGGCAGAUCUGUGAUCUAAUUCAGAACACUGAACUCAACUUUACUACUUGGUUUACUUUGGAAAUAAACAAGUCAUACAUUUUCAAGUGUGACACAGAUCAUCGGAGAGGUUUACCUUAUUAGUCUGUAACUUUGCACUAAUUACAGUCUAGAAGUACAGAUUCUUAACCAAGAUAAAAUGGUGACGGCCCAGAAACCAGUGGAUGAUGUCACAGAAGCUAUUAUGUCUUUUAUAUAGUCUGAGGAAUCAUAGCUUUUGGGCUUCACACAGUUGGGUCACAUGCGCCAUCAUCGACGUGGGCAGGAGGUAAAUAUAGAUAUUACAUUCUGGGCUUAAAACCAGUAAAAACUGGGGGACAUUUUUAUCUUGUUUUUUGUUUUGUUUUUUAGUGGACUGUUUAAGGUUGUCAUGAAGAGUCUCUGAUCUGCCCCCUACUGGAUGUACUUUUUAAAACCACACAGAAGUUGAUGAACACAACUGUUUGCUUUGUAAUUCUGCGCUUAUGUGUACUGUUGUAAGAAACAAACAGUUUACUGUAGCAAUGAGGUUUGAGUGUUAACAGGCUUAUUUGUGGUGACAAUAUAGAUGCAGAUUUAUACAAAUAAGCCAGUGUGAAGCCGCCCUAACUGAUCUGCUCCAAAGAAAAGUGUUCAUACAAUGUGUUGUCCAACACUCCUCUUUGCUAAGUGUCAUUGUACAAAGUUGAUAGGAUUUUUUUUUUUAAUUUAUUUUAGUGCCUGAAAGAAAAAGAAAAGGAAAAAGUCAGAUACCAAUAAUAGAGGAAUAAAAAAGCAACCCUUGAAGCAGGCUGAGGAUUCUCAAAAAAUCAAAUGCUGAAUUUUCAUUUGGAGGAUGUAGCUCUGUCAUUGGUGUUAGUGUGAGUGCAGUUUUGAGGGUACUUUGAGUUUACCCUUAUCUGUCUGGAACAAGUCAGUGUCUCGUAAAUCCAACUGCUGCAUCGCCAGAAGCCUUAAUUUUAAUAUGAAACAUCUGCUGCUUGCUCUAAACUUUUUCCAUUCACUGCUGAGAUUUAACACUUUGUUGCCUUGUCCAGGAAAUAAACUUCCUGCCAAAUUACCUGGGAAAUUAUCCAGUUUACACACAGAUGAGGAAUGCUUUAAUGUGCCAUAAAACGACAGAGCAGCAGCCCUUCUGAGUCCUGAGCUGGAUUGUUGUAAGCAAGUUUACUUCCUCACCUUUGACAGAGGAGUUUGUUGUGACUUUAAAUCCAAAGUUGUGCUCACCAGACUCUCUGCA
Oreochromis niloticus (Nile tilapia) is the source of this 5115-nucleotide messenger RNA. RefSeq names its product ST3 beta-galactoside alpha-2,3-sialyltransferase 8 (gene st3gal8). NCBI's taxonomy places the organism in Eukaryota, Metazoa, Chordata, Actinopteri, Cichliformes, Cichlidae. Gene Ontology annotation, cellular component: membrane. The transcript has 10 exons. The record is from RefSeq and is a predicted model, not a curated record. Gene Ontology annotation, molecular function: beta-galactoside (CMP) alpha-2,3-sialyltransferase activity. The coding region runs from base 377 to 1624 and encodes 415 amino acids. Gene Ontology annotation, biological process: sialylation.